AUGGGCCUUGACUUCGGUGAACGAAACGACUACCUCAAAGGCGUCGUCACCGAUGUUAUCCACGACCCAGGCCGCGGUGCGCCCUUAGCUCGCGCCGUGUUCCGUCACCCAUUCCGUUACAAGAAGCAGAAGGAACUGUUCGUCGCCGCUGAGGGUAUGUACACCGGACAGUUCGUGUACUGUGGUAAGAAGGCCAACCUUAUGGUCGAAAACGUGUUGCCUCUUAGAUCUAUCCCCGAAGGGGCUAUCGUUUGCAACGUCGAACACCACGUUGGUGAUCGUGAGGUUUUCGUUAGGGCUUCUGGUGAUUAUGCCAUUGUUAUUAGUCGCAACCCUGAUAACGACACUACCAGUUUCAUAUUUAAUGGUUGUGAUUUGCUGUAUCAGUGUCCAGAGCAGAAUUUAAAAGCAAUAGAGGUGAAGAUGUCAACUCCUGCAAGGAAGAGAUUGAUGAGGGAUUUUAAGAGGUUGCAGCAAGAUCCUCCUGCAGGAAUUAGUGGUGCACCUCAAGAUAACAACAUUAUGCUUUGGAAUGCUGUUAUAUUUGGGUAUAUUAUGAAAUAA
Gossypium raimondii (Peruvian cotton) is the source of this 564-nucleotide messenger RNA. RefSeq names its product 60S ribosomal protein L8-3-like. The coding region runs from base 1 to 564 and encodes 187 amino acids. Gene Ontology annotation, cellular component: cytosolic large ribosomal subunit; ribosome. The transcript is spliced from 4 exons. Gene Ontology annotation, biological process: cytoplasmic translation. Gene Ontology annotation, molecular function: RNA binding; structural constituent of ribosome. NCBI's taxonomy places the organism in Eukaryota, Viridiplantae, Streptophyta, Magnoliopsida, Malvales, Malvaceae. The record is from RefSeq and is a predicted model, not a curated record.